Drosophila eugracilis is the source of this 2176-nucleotide messenger RNA. Its product is annotated as proton-coupled amino acid transporter-like protein CG1139. Gene Ontology annotation, biological process: amino acid transmembrane transport. The coding region runs from base 407 to 1840 and encodes 477 amino acids. Lineage: Eukaryota; Metazoa; Arthropoda; Insecta; Diptera; Drosophilidae. Gene Ontology annotation, cellular component: vacuolar membrane. The transcript is spliced from 5 exons. Gene Ontology annotation, molecular function: amino acid transmembrane transporter activity. The record is from RefSeq and is a predicted model, not a curated record.
AAUAUCAGUCACUAAGCGAUCGUCCGACUGUUAACAACAAAUCGCCAGCGGGGGCCAAAUUUAAAAAAAAAAAUAAGAAAAAUAAAUCAAACGUAAACCCUUUAAACAAAGCGCGCGCGAAUUUCGUAAAUCCUUGCAACACAUCAGGUGUUAAAAAUUAAAUAAUUAAACAAGCAAAUGGUCACAAAGAGUUAAGCUAAACAGUGUUGAUUGCUUCUGCAAAUUCUGGCCUUAUAGCCGCACCAUCAAGCAUAAAUAUCAUCAUUAACGCGGCUGUGUGAAAAACUAAACUUUUUUGGCGUCAAUGUCGAGGACAAACGAUUGGAUCCAACAAUUAAUAUAAUUUCUUUAUAAUACAUAUAGUAGCCGCCAUAAAAGUUCACACAAAACUAAAUCGGUUCAAAAGAUGGCAGAUAAUAAGGGAUUUACCCCAGAUGAACCGGAUACCCGACCAUCGGCACCAGUUGAGGACCCGCCAUCGUAUACGAAUGCUGUGACCAAGUCAAAUGACUUUAAUUCUCAUUCGAACUUGACAGACAAGAACCAACUAUCCCUGUCUGAGGAUCCUUACCAUCCCUUCGAGCACCGCGAUCCCAAUGGAGCCAGUGCAGGUGGCGCCUUGGCGCAUUUGCUCAAAAGUUCUUUGGGAACGGGAAUAUUGGCCAUGCCCAUGGCAUUUCACAAUGCCGGUUUGGCAUUUGGAAUGGCCAUGACGCUGAUCGUUGGAUUCCUCUGCACCCACUGCGUACACAUUUUGGUUAAAACUUCACAUGACAUUUGCCGGGAUGCCAAGGUUACAUCUCUGGGAUUCGCUGAAACGGCGGAGAAAGUUUUCGAGUACGGGCCAAAGGGAAUGCGUCCCUACUCCAACUUUGCCAAGCAAUUCGUGGAUAUAGGAUUGAUGGCCACAUACUACGCUGCCGCAUGUGUGUAUAUCGUAUUUAUUGCGACAUCUUUCCACGAUGUCAUCAACUACGAUUGUGGCAUUAACUGGGAUGUUCGCAUCUACAUUGCCCUAACCGUGAUUCCUUGCCUGCUUAUUGGUCAGAUUCGUGACCUCAAGUGGCUGGUGCCUUUCUCAAUGAUGGCCAACAUCUUCAUUGUUGUGACAUUCGUGAUCACGCUGUACUACAUGUUCGAUGAGCCACUGGUAUACUCCGACAAGCCAUUGAUCGCCAAGGCUGCCAACAUUCCGCUCUUCUUUGCCACUGUGAUCUUCGCCAUGGAGGGUAUUGGUGUUGUGAUGCCUGUGGAGAACUCGAUGAAGAAGCCCCAGCAUUUCUUGGGAUGUCCUGGUGUCCUUAACACGGCUAUGAUCACGGUGGUCUCGCUCUAUGCCGUCAUCGGCUUCUUCGGCUAUGUCAGAUUUGGAGAUCAAGUGCGAGGCAGCAUUACGUUGAAUCUGCCAGAGGGACAAUGGCUGGGAGAUACAGCGAAGCUCUUGAUGGCCGUCGCCAUCCUCUUCACCUUUGGCCUGCAGUUCUAUGUGCCCAAUGAGAUCCUGUGGCGCAAGAUCGGACACAAGUUCAAGCCCGAAAAGCACAACAUUACACAAAUCCUGCUGCGCAGUGGCAUUAUCCUGCUGAGCGGUGGUGUUGCUGCUGCUAUUCCCAAUCUGGAACCCUUCAUCAGUCUGGUUGGUGCUGUGUUCUUCUCGCUGCUGGGCAUCUUUGUGCCUAGCUUUGUGGAGACCGUUUACCUGUGGCCCGAUCGCCUGGGCGUUUGCAAGUGGAAGAUGGUCAAGAACAUCUUCCUAGGAGUGUUCUCCAUCCUUGCUCUGGUUGCCGGUGCGGUGGCCAGUAUCAACGAAAUCAUCGAAAUGUACAGCGGCGAAGAUUAAGGUUUUCAGAGGUUCACUUCACCCUUUAAACAGACACGUAGUAUUACACCAGAUGCAGGUAGCUCCAACAAUGGAAGCGGUUGAAAUACGAGUAAGAGUUCAAAAAGCAGGCAAUGCCCAGAUUCAAAUCAGACCCAAGUUACGGCCAUGUUGAACAUGGUCAGACGGCUCGCCAAAUGCCAAAACUGCCGAUGCCGUUGACUGCAUGAACAAGAUGAUAUUAAGUUUAAGUGCCUUGUUACACAAACUAAGCUGCAAUUCAUAGAAUUUAUAAAUGUUAUUAUUUUAAGUUGCUCAGCAUUCCAAACCAUAAAGAGAACAGUAUAAAAAUGACAA